UCGGAACCCAAAAAAUAACAGUUCCUUUCGUUCUUUUCGUGUUUCAUUUCGUUAAAAUCAGUCUUGAGUUGAUGGCGAAUUGUCGCGAUAAUCGAUGUCUCAUUUAAUAUGGAUAAAUCCCCAGGAUUUGCUUAGACGUCUCUUCCGGGCGCUCAACAAUUCCAAGACGGCCCUGCACUUAAGCCUUUACUGAGGGUGUAUGCCCUGCCACUGUGUGCAUCUAGCCAGUAUUCCAACGCUUUACAAAACGAUAACAACUCUAGUAUCUAGGCCUGUGACACUUCUUACAAAUAGACAAGUGGAUAUUCUUACAUUAUAACUACUUCAAUAUAAAACAUUUCUCGGCUCGCGUGGAAUACGCGCUACUCCCUGCAUCCGUCGAGCAUCUAUUUGUGCAUCAAUAAUCCUUGCCACCACGAGGGGACUAUUUUAGGUAGAUCGGAGGAGCAGCGAGUCACGAAGAAAGUUAAAUGUGUUACGCGAGAGGUGAUAUUAACCUAAUGAUUCAAUUUUUAAUUCAAUAGGAAUUUUUUUAUUCAUCAUUAACUCGGUAUCUAGGCCUGUGACACUUCUUGCAAAUACACAAGUGGAUGUUGUUACAUUAUAACUACUUCAAUAUAAAACAUUUCUCGGCUCGCGUGGAAUACGCGCUACUCCCUGCAUCCGUCGAGCAUCUAUUUGUGCAUCAAUAAUCCUUGCCACCACGAGGGGACUAUUUUAGGUAGAUCGGGGGAGCAGCGAGAGUCACGAAGAAAGUUAAAUGUGUUACGCGAGAGGUCAAUACUUUUCAGGUUGUUUGUAGCUGAAGCCAUGGUUGCCUCCUCAGUAUGUUGUAGGCUGACAAGUCCUGUGCGAGUGACCAGUAGAUAACGUAAACACGCGACAAAUAAUAUGGGGCCCUUGGAGAAGGCAUAUCGUUACUUGAUGGAGGGAAUAGCGGAUCCCAGGGUGGCUGAUUGGCCGCUAAUGGCUAAUCCCAUUCCCGUCACCUGUGUGCUCAUAGCUUAUCUGAUGUUCGUACUUUAUAUUGGUCCAAUGAUCAUGAAAAAUCGACCUCCGUACUCCCUCAACAAACUCAUGAUAUUCUACAAUGUAUUCGUUGCUAUCACAAGUGGCCUAGUAUUUUAUGGCAUACUGACGUCAGGAUUUACUACCAAACUGUCCUGGGGUUGUGAGCCUGUGGAUUACUCUUUAGAUCCUGAGCCGAUGAGUAUGGCGAGAUGGGUAUGGUGGGUGUUAAUUCUGAAAAUGUUUGAGCUCGGUGAUACCGUAAUCUUCGUGCUGCGUAAAAAAUUCAGCCAGUGUUCUUUUCUGCACAUCUAUCAUCACGUAACGACCGUCUGCCUCGCUUGGAUCGCUUGUAAAUACGCUCCCGGUGGCAUGUGGACAUUUAUUAUGAUGCCAAACUGCAUCGUUCACGUUAUUAUGUAUACGUACUAUCUUCUAGCUAGUUUUGGCCCAGCUAUGCAGAAGAUUCUUGCUCCAUGGAAGCCAUACUUAACCAUGCUGCAAAUGCUCCAAUUUGUGAUUAUGGUCAUACACACGACUCAAGCGCUUUUACCGUCCUGCGAGCCCACCCGUAAGCCACUGGCUUACAUUUACAUGUCUCAAGUGAUCGUAAUAUUUUAUCUGUUCUGGGAUUUUUACAGAACAACGUAUUUGAAGAGAAAAACCGCCUAGUGUGCAUUAUGAUUUUCGUUGUCAUCGAAUAUGUCAUUUCUGUGCCUUAUUUUGUACUUUUUCUUAAAAAAAGUAAAAGCUUUUUGAUGA
This is a messenger RNA of Diachasma alloeum, 1770 nucleotides long. RefSeq names its product elongation of very long chain fatty acids protein 1. Gene Ontology annotation, biological process: fatty acid elongation, monounsaturated fatty acid; fatty acid elongation, polyunsaturated fatty acid; sphingolipid biosynthetic process. NCBI's taxonomy places the organism in Eukaryota, Metazoa, Arthropoda, Insecta, Hymenoptera, Braconidae. The record is from RefSeq and is a predicted model, not a curated record. Gene Ontology annotation, cellular component: endoplasmic reticulum membrane. Gene Ontology annotation, molecular function: fatty acid elongase activity. Bases 892 to 1680 code for a protein of 262 amino acids. The transcript is spliced from 11 exons.